Molecule: messenger RNA, 1128 nt
Organism: Microdochium trichocladiopsis
Lineage: Eukaryota; Fungi; Ascomycota; Sordariomycetes; Xylariales; Microdochiaceae
Product: ubiquitin-conjugating enzyme/RWD-like protein
Exons: 2
Coding region: 236-841 (201 amino acids)
Biological process (GO): proteasome-mediated ubiquitin-dependent protein catabolic process; protein polyubiquitination
Molecular function (GO): ubiquitin conjugating enzyme activity
Source: RefSeq, a predicted model, not a curated record
CCUGGGUCCCCUCUUCCUCCCAACACACCGAUCGUCACGUCACUCGCCGUCGGUCUUUGCCUUGCCGCGGAGAACUGAUUUUUAGUCCCAGGAGUUGGAGGCUGCCGAGAACAAGGCGCAUUUUCGUGGCCGCCCACUCCUUUCCUGCUCAACCCUCGCGACAAUCAGGAACCACGCCGACUGCAUCGAAACCGAAUCCCCAGUCCCGAAGAUAGCCCAGCCCUUGGAGGUCAAGAUGUCUUCCCGACAUGCUGUGGGUGGUGCCAAGCACCGUCUCAUGUCAGAAAUGCAGAAUCUGGCAAAGGAGAAAUGGGUCAACAUCGAUGCUGAGAUGACGUUCACCGAGGAGUACCCCUACCAGCCGCCCACGUUCCGAUUCCUGCUUCCGAUCUACCAUCCAAACAUCUAUCCCGACGGCAAACUCUGCAUCUCCAUCUUGCACAACCCUGGUGACGACAUCACAUCAGGCGAACAGGCCAGCGAGCGCUGGUCGCCAUUGCAGGGUGUCGAAUCCGUAUUGCGAUCUGUACUUCUCUUGCUUGACGACCCCGAGAUCAACUCUCCAGCCAACGUCGACGCCAGUGUGUGCUACCGAGACGAGCGUUCCGUCUACGACAAACGAGCCAGGGAAACCGUUGAGAAGUCGAAGGCUGAUAUUCCCGCCGACUUCGAAAUGCCCACCAGCCUAGAGCCACCCCCGCCUCCCAAGUCGGCCGACGACGAUGCAGAAUUCUGGGCCGAGAGCGACGAGGAGCUCGACUUUGGUGGCAGUGACACGGACGAUGCUGAGGACUUCGACGACGAUGCCGAGGAUAACAGUGACGACGACGAUAUCAGGUAGACGGUCCUUCAUUCCCGGAGAGAAUUCAUUGCCAGUCAUGGCAUGCCCAUUCUCAUCCUCACGUGGCGCAUAUGGGCGAUCUCCUGAACUUCUCAGCGUGCUCCUGCAUAGCGUCUAUCACGGCGUUUUUUGAUUUCGUCAUUGCAUUAUUGGUUGGAGUUCUGUCGUUAGGUAUUGGAUGGAGCACUCAGCUUUCGUUUGGUGUUUUCGCGGGAGUUUUCUAAACCUGUACGCCUCCAAAGGGAGCUUAUGGCGCUACACAUGGGAAUUCGCUGGAUUCGAGACAC